UGCUGAUGCUAUAAUUUAAUUCACUUGGCAUCUUUUUAUUUUCUUAUAUUUUAUUUUUGGAAAAUCUUUUUUCAGAGACAAUAUUUUGCCAGUUAUUCAUUGUCAGUGUGCUCAUUAAUUUAGCUUAAUUAGUAGUUUCCAGCAGAGGCAUGGGAUGUUUUGUUUGCAUCUGUUUGUAAUACUACGGAUUUGUCCAAGUUUUCAAGAAGUGCACAAGGCGAAAUUAUCCUAAGAAGACAGCAAAUAAGAAAUCCAGACAUCUGCGAAGGAGGCUCAACAAUCAUCCAGCUCUUAAAGAAAAAGACAAAUUGGCAUGAAGAUUCGGACAGGAUUGAACGGGCAACCACUGUCACCUGAACGCUGAAGUUUACUAAAAUAAUAGACAAGAAACAUCAUCGCCAAUUUUUCUCCAAUGGACAUUCAUAAAGGAGGAUCAAAGACGAUUUAAAUAUUUUUCCAUAAAGUGAUUCCUGGGACAUCAAUUCCACUAUAUUUCAUCCGAGAGAGCGAUUUAUUGUAUUUGCUGCGUUGCUUCACGGUCAAUAUUUUGUGCACGAUACCAACCCGUUAAACAUUGCACAUGAAAUAAUCAAGUCGUUUUUGCAUGUGCAUUAUCCGACUUAAUUUCACCUAUAUCAGUGACUGAGCAGAAGCGCAUUGAUUGUGUUGCGGCGGACUAUGGACGAGCAAGCCCGGAUCAUGCAGGCUCUCGGCGGUGUCAACCUGGCUGGUCACUCGAUACAGGGAGGCAUGGCUCUGCCGCCUCCACAUGGACACGACGGAACCGAUGGGGAUGGAAGAAAACAAGACAUCGGUGACAUUCUGCAUCAAAUCAUGACCAUCACAGACCAAAGCCUAGACGAGGCGCAAGCAAAGCACAGGAAACAUGGGCUCAACUGUCACAGAAUGAAGCCUGCCCUCUUCAGUGUGCUCUGCGAGAUCAAAGAGAAAACAGGUCUAAGUAUCCGCGGGGCUCAGGAGGAGGACCCGCCCGAUCCCCAGCUGAUGCGUCUUGACAACAUGCUUCUGGCGGAGGGUGUGUCAGGACCAGAGAAGGGCGGAGGAUCGGCAGCGGCAGCAGCAGCGGCGGCAGCAGCCGGCAGUCCCUCUGACAACUCCAUUGAACACUCUGACUACAGGGCCAAACUCUCCCAAAUCCGACAGAUCUACCACACUGAGCUGGAGAAAUACGAGCAGGCAUGUAACGAGUUCACAACCCACGUCAUGAACCUGUUGAGGGAGCAGUCUCGCACACGGCCCAUCUCGCCCAAAGAGAUUGAGCGCAUGGUCAGCAUCAUCCACCGCAAAUUCAGCUCCAUCCAAAUGCAGCUUAAACAGAGCACCUGUGAGGCUGUCAUGAUCCUGAGAUCCCGCUUCCUCGACGCCAGACGGAAACGGCGGAACUUCAGCAAGCAAGCCACAGAGAUCCUGAAUGAGUACUUUUACUCACAUCUUAGUAACCCAUAUCCCAGUGAAGAGGCCAAAGAGGAGCUGGCUAAGAAGUGCAGCAUAACAGUAUCCCAGGGGGUGGGAACCACCAUCACAGUGGCACAGGUAUCCAACUGGUUUGGCAACAAGAGGAUCCGCUACAAAAAAAACAUUGGCAAGUUCCAAGAAGAGGCCAACCUGUAUGCCGCUAAGACAGCCGUGACUGCCGCGCAUGCAGUGGCUACCGCCGUCCAGAACAGUCAGACCAACUCGCCCACCACACCCAACUCCGGAUUCCAGAUGAAAGAUGAAGAAUUUCAGCUGGACUCUGCAGAGAACAAAAACACUCUAUUAACCAACAUGUUUACUGGUUCGUCAGGUUCUUUUAACCUCCCAAACUCAGGGGACAUGUUCAUGAGCAUGCAGAAUCUGAAUGGGGAUUCUUACCAAGGGGCACAAGUCGGAGCCAAUGUGCAGUCACAGGUGGAUACCCUGCGCCAUGUUAUCAGUCAGACAGCAGGAUACAAUGAUGCUCUGGGGGGAAAUUCCAUGUAUAGUCCACAUGGCUUGAAUGGUAACGGGGGAUGGCAGGAUGCUAUGACUCCUUCCUCUGUGAUCUCCCCUACCGAAGGCCCUGGUAGUGUGCACUCUGAUACCUCGAACUGAUCUCCUCUUUGACACGGCCCCUUCCCAAACUGUGGAUUACCAGUCACAGAAUUACAAUACCACAGACUGACCAAUCAGAGACACAGAAUAAACUCUCACAGCUAAUCCAGAAACAUCUUCAUGGAAUUCUCAAGCAUUCAAAUCCACGGUACUUCUACAAUUCCACAAUGUGUUUUGGAAAGCCGGACAUUUCUUAGCCAUCACAUCAGUCCACUGCAAUUUUUACUAACAAUCUCUCUUCUGAUUAUAUUAAACCAAUAUGUUUUGUUUAUUUUAUCAUUUGAAGUGUACAUGCUCGAAAUGUAUGAGUGUUUUUCACUUUAGGUUUUCAUAUCUAAGAUCUUUAUAAGAGUUUAUUACUGCUCAUAACUCUCCAUUGUUUUAAGCAACUAUAAGCUUUAGUACAGGAAUGCAAGAACCGAUACCUACAAAAAUAUAUCCAGAUUAUGCUAACCCAUGCAUUUAACAGGGCUAAAUGCUACAGAAGGCAGCUUGGGGAAUUAAUUUUCAAUAUAAUUUGUAUUUUUCCUUUUCUUUUUGAGCAUUUAAUGUAACACCUUGUGGUAGCAUUGAUUUUAAACCAGACCAUCUACAAAAGGCAAUCCACUCCAUUUCUGGGGGGUUGAUUUUUAAAUGCCUGACAAUUAAUGUAUUUUUUUAAGUAGAGGAAAAGUAAUCAGUAUUCAGUCCAUUACAACUAACGAAGGAAGGGUAGAAGACACAUAAAAAGACUUCUUGAAAAUAUGGGUCAGUACUACCUUGUUGGACACAAUUUUGGCAAUUUUCCGUUCAAAAAUGUUCUUGUAUAUGAUAGCUUCAGAGUGUUUAUACAUCUCACCAAUCAAUACUCAAAUUUAUUACCUCAUUGAAACUCAUAGAAAACCAAUAGAUUAAAAAAUUUCUUUAGAUUAUAGAGCUCUCACUGACUACCUCUCAACAAAAUCACAACCACCAUUUUUGUCUUUUACUUUGUCAUUUUAUUUUAAUUUCUUUUGUAACACAUUUUUUAUUUUAUCAUCUUCUAAGAAACUCUCUUUCUCUGUCUCUAUCUCGCUCUUUAUGUAAUCUAAUGUAUAUUUUAACCUUCUAAGAAAACUAAGUUGCUUUGUUGCAACUUUUAAAAUAAAAAAAGUAAAUAAACCAUAAUAUUAAUAAUAUGAAUAACAUGGAGAGUAUGGAGAAUACAGUGACUGUUGGAGGGGGAUUUUGUGGUGGAUCUCGGGCAAAGGGACAGGGAGGGGGAACACGGUCAUAAAAUUAACACCAAACAGUAAGACUGUUGUAAAUACUGAAGAACAUUUUGAAUGUUGCUCAUCUUGUUACUAAUUCAUGCAAAAAAGGAAUAACAAAUUAAUAAAUUAAAACCCAUGAUUAAAAAAAAGAAAACCUGUAAUGCAUAGAGGUUUCAGUAUUCAGAAUUGUACAUUUCAAACCCUGUGUGACAGGGUUCCAACUUUCUUUCUCUUUUUUUGUAUUGUAUGUGAUUCUGAAACUGAAAAAAAAAAAAAAAAAAGAAAAAAAAGAAAAAAAAAAUCAUACAAAAUUUAUUUGUGGAAGUGGUUGUAUUAAAGAUGUUUCGUGCUUCUUUCUAACCAGACUACACCCUGGACUGAAAAGUCUUCCUUGUGGUAGUUAUGUGUAAUUUCAAACAUGAAUAAACUGUUUUCCUUUCAUGAUGA
Molecule: messenger RNA, 3773 nt
Organism: Myxocyprinus asiaticus (Chinese sucker)
Lineage: Eukaryota; Metazoa; Chordata; Actinopteri; Cypriniformes; Catostomidae
Product: pre-B-cell leukemia transcription factor 3
Exons: 11
Coding region: 679-2094 (471 amino acids)
Biological process (GO): animal organ morphogenesis; embryonic organ development; neuron development
Cellular component (GO): nucleus
Molecular function (GO): RNA polymerase II cis-regulatory region sequence-specific DNA binding; DNA-binding transcription factor activity, RNA polymerase II-specific
Source: RefSeq, a predicted model, not a curated record